Schistosoma guineensis is the source of this 384-nucleotide messenger RNA. Lineage: Eukaryota; Metazoa; Platyhelminthes; Trematoda; Strigeidida; Schistosomatidae. The record is from the annotation of a GenBank genome assembly.
AUGGCAAAGUUCAGGUCAGCAGUGGAUAAAGAAAAACCGGGUGUUAUUGCUGUCUCAGAAACUUGGUUAACGUCAGAAGUAUUAGAUAAUGAAAUUCAGUUGACUGGUUUUUUACCCACCAGGGCUGAUAGAUUAAACCCUAGGGAAGGCGGGCUUAUCCUGUACCCCACAAUGUAUGACUUAAGAAACUCUUCUUUAGAUUUAGUCUUCACACACAGUGAUGACGUUGGUCAAAUGACUUCCCUCCUACCACUAGGGAGGAGUGACCAUGCAGUCAUAUUAUUCAAAUUCAUGGCUGAGAUUGCCUAUCAAACAGUUGCGCCGGCCCGUCCUAAUGUAUGGAAGGCAGAUUUGGAGGCAAUCAACUCCGCAGCAUCGACUUAA